Penicillium canescens is the source of this 993-nucleotide messenger RNA. RefSeq names its product fungal Zn binuclear cluster domain-containing protein. The transcript is spliced from 3 exons. NCBI's taxonomy places the organism in Eukaryota, Fungi, Ascomycota, Eurotiomycetes, Eurotiales, Aspergillaceae. The record is from RefSeq and is a predicted model, not a curated record. Bases 1 to 993 code for a protein of 330 amino acids.
AUGCUCCGCUUAGCACUGGAGUUUCCUCCCUUGAUGGGCGCCAUGAUCUCUAUCGCCGUGCAAAGUUAUGUCCACACGAUCACUGGUCUACGAAGAAUGCUCGAAAAUGCUGAAGAUAUAGGAUCUGAUGAUGCGCUCUUAGCGACUGUGAUUUCGCUUUCGACGUCGCGACUUGACUCAUCACCAAACACCGCACCUCAUAUUACGGCGUCGGGCAUAAUUUUAGCUCAGCGCCGCCCUAGGAUGGCCUGUCCCCAGACAGCGGUGUUUGACCGGAUCUGCAUUGAAUCAUUCGUAUAUCAUGCAUCUCUAAUGAUGUUGUUUGACCCAUCGCUUGAUGCGCUAUCUAGCAUCCGGCAGCAGCUGGAUUUACCGCAACGUUUCUUGAAUUUCGGGCAGGGUGAUUCCGCAGCAUGGGAAUUUGGCAUUUCUACGCAACCAAUUCUUUACGCGCCCUACAAAUUCUUCUUACUGAUCGCCGAUAUCACAAAGCUUGCACGUAUCUCUCGUGUAUUAGAUGAUCCGGAAAUUUCAACCUGGACAAAGAUUCAGCAGGAACUGUGCCAUUGGCCCCGGGUUCUUGACACGGAAGACGAACUACUGGCAGCGAUAUACGGUUUCUCGGUUCAGAUUUUACUACUGAAAUCAAAUCCAAAUAUAACGUAUGAUGAGAAAAGUCGACAAGCAGAGUUUAAUCUAGAAGCCGGGUUGGAGCAUGUCCCCUUCCUUAAUCUAGAUCACCAUUUCGCGAGCUAUCUAUUAUGGCCACUGGCUAUUUUGGGCUCCGCUUGCACUACUUUCGAGGAACAAAAAACGAUUCAGACUUGCAUUUCUUUAGUCUCCAUCCAAAAGCCGGGCGGCCAUGCAAGCUGGGUGCACAGGCGACUGAGAAAGAUAUGGUCCGUCGUCAACAAAACGAACGAGAAAUACCCAGCGAAGCGCAGGCUUUUGGGGCUGCAGGCACUACUCGAUGGGGACAAGGAAGAUGAUUAG